AUGACGCGCCUCGGCACCCUCCGAGCAUAUUACCUCGGCGCCGUCUGUUGCAUCGCCGGCUUCCUCUGUACUGCUGCCCCACCCCACCCCUCAUCUCCCCCAUCUCGACAUCGACAUCGACAUCGACAUGGCUAACGUGCAUCCCCAGUCGGUUACGACAGCGGCAUCAUCGGCGGCGUGCUCACCCUCAAGUCUUUCAUGAUCGAUUACGACUACGGUAAAGCCGAUCAGACACGCAUCAGCUCCCUCGCCGUCGCCCUCCAGCAACUCGGCGCACUCGUCGCCUGCUUCGCCAUCUGGCCCGUCACUCACCGCUGGGGCCGCAAAUGGAGUCUCAUCGUCUGCUCCAUCAUUCACAUCGUCGGCGCUACCAUCCAGACCGUCAACACCCACUCCCGAGCCGCCUUCUUCGUCGGUCGCGUCAUCGCUGGGCUGGCCCUGGGCGGUAGCAGCGUCGUCGUUCCCAUGUUCUCCGGCGAGAUGGCUCCCAAGCACAUUCGCGGCCAAGUAGGAUCCUUCUAUCAGCUCAUGUUCACCCUCGGCAUCUUCACCUCCUACUGGAUUGACUACGGUGUUGCCAAACACAUCCCCAAAACCCAAGCGCGCCAGUGGCAGAUCCCACUCGGUCUGCAGAUCCUUCCCGCAGCUCUCUUGGGCCUCGGCAUGCUCACGCUGAAAGAAUCUACUCGCUGGCUCACGAGCAGAGGCCGCUACGAUGACGCCUGGGAGUCCCUCACAUGGAUUCGUGCCGACUCGAGCGAAGAGACACAUCUCGAAAUGGACGAGAUUCGCGCCGGCGUGGAGUACGAGGCGCACGCAAAGCGCGGCUUCCACUUCAAGGAGCUCCUCGCUCCGUGCAACUUGAAGCGCCUUUCCACCGCCGCAGCAGUCUUCACCGCCCAGCAGGCUACUGGUGCUACAGCUUUCGCUUACUACGGCCCUCAGUACUUCAAACUACUCGUCGGCUCCAAGGACAACACCAGUCUCCUUCUCACUGCCAUCUUCGGAGCCGUCAAAGUCGGCGCCUGCUUGCUCUUCGUCCUCUUUGUGGCUGAUAAUGUUGGACGACGAUACAUCCUUACCGCCGGUGCCCUUUUCAUGGCAGCCUGCCAAAUCAGCGCAGCAGCAGUGCUCAGAUCCUUCCCCGCACCCAAGACUCCGAGUUCCGAUAUAUCGCACUCCGGAAUAGCAGCCAUCGCUCUGAUCUAUCUCUUCGUCAUCGCAUACAACUUCUCCUGGGGCCCUCUGCCUUGUGAGUAAGCCCUCUGGAUGUCCGCACUUUCCAUGUCGGAAGGAUAUUGAUUGUAGAUGAUAGGGCCUUACGUCGCCGAGAUCUUUCCACCUCGCAUUCGAGAACCCGGGAUUGGCGUCGGCGUUGGGUUCCAGUGGCUUUUCAAUUUCGGUAUGUGGUUACCCAAGCCCCUGUCGAGCCUUCAUCCUCCAUCUCUUUGCUGAUAGGUCAAUAUAGUCUUCUCCCUGACAACACCAUACAUGAUUCGCAACAUGGGAUGGGGUACUUUCCUCCUCUGGGGUGUCUUUGACAUUCUCAUCGCCAUCUACAGCUGGUUCGGUCUCACUGAAACUCGCGGCCGAACGCUUGAGGAGAUCGCCGCACAAGGUAGAAGUGGAGUCGCGGACGCUGUUCCGACGCAGCUGAAGAGGGAGCAGAGUGGGGAAAGCGAGCGGCACAUUGACAGCGUUAGCGACAGUGGAAGGCAUCUGAUGUAUCAAGGAGAGGAUAGCAAGCGCAUUCCGAAGUAUAGCAUCUCCCGGCCCUUCACGGAAUCGGAAUAG
Molecule: messenger RNA, 1794 nt
Organism: Lecanosticta acicola
Lineage: Eukaryota; Fungi; Ascomycota; Dothideomycetes; Mycosphaerellales; Mycosphaerellaceae
Source: the annotation of a GenBank genome assembly